This is a messenger RNA of Coffea eugenioides, 1807 nucleotides long. Its product is annotated as serine carboxypeptidase-like 2. Lineage: Eukaryota; Viridiplantae; Streptophyta; Magnoliopsida; Gentianales; Rubiaceae. Gene Ontology annotation, biological process: proteolysis; secondary metabolic process. The record is from RefSeq and is a predicted model, not a curated record. The transcript has 14 exons. Gene Ontology annotation, molecular function: serine-type carboxypeptidase activity; acyltransferase activity, transferring groups other than amino-acyl groups. Bases 177 to 1613 code for a protein of 478 amino acids.
CAAAUGAACCUAUCUAGGUCCAUGCACUGUUCCCACCGUCCAUCCCAGCCUCAAUUUUCUUUUUGCUUGUUAGGUUGCUACAAGUCGAUCACCGUGGCCAAGACAUUUAUGCACCUUCAUCCUCACUCACUGUUGCACGAGUAGAUAUAAGUUUUCUUGUGUUCUGACAGCAAAAGAUGUCAGAACAGAAAUGGAAAGGAAGGCCGUUUUUCAUGUUCUUCCAUCAGCCUCUUUACUUCCACUUGUUCUUUAUUCUGAUGUUAUUACAAGGUUGUUCCAAGUUUGCUGUUGCGGGUUCAGCAGUGAAGUUUCUUCCAGGAUUUGAGGGACCGCUUCCUUUCGAACUUGAGACUGGGUAUAUAGGAGUGGGUGAAUCAGAGGAUGUGCAGCUGUUCUACUACUUUGUUAAGUCAGAAUCAAACCCUGAGGUAGACCCUCUGGUGCUUUGGCUAACUGGAGGCCCUGGCUGCUCUACAUUGACUGCACUGCUGUAUGAAUUUGGACCCAUAAAGUUCGAGGAAGUUGAGUACAAUGGCAGCUUACCCAGAUUAAUUCUGAAUACCAACUCAUGGACUGAGGUGGCAAGCUUUAUUUUUCUUGAUUUCCCAGUUGGUACUGGAUUCUCCUAUGCAAGAACUCCAGAUGCUCUACAAUCUAAUACUCUGCAAGCAUGUAAUCAAGCUCUCGAGUUUCUCAGGAAGUUCCUGAUUGAUCAUCCAGAGUUCAUCUCGAAUCCUUUCUAUGUUGGUGGAGACUCCUUUUCGGGUCUUAUUGUUCCAAUCAUUACCGAAUUAAUAUCCGAGGGGAAUGAAAAUGGAAUUGAGCCAUCAAUUGAUCUUAAGGGAUACCUAAUUGGCAACCCAGUAACAACUCCAACUGAUGACAACUAUAGAGUGCCGUUUGCUCAUGGGAUGGGACUAAUUUCUGAUGAACUAUACGAGUCCCUGAAGAGGAAUUGUAAAGGUAAGUACCAAGACAUAGAUCCCAGCAACUUUCCAUGCUCACAGGAUUUGCAGGUUUUUAAUAAGUUACUUGACAAUAUACAAACUGCAAAUAUUUUGGAACCAACGUGUGAUUUUUGGGCACCAAAUCCACUAAAUCUCUUCUUAGAAGGAUCUCUUGAUAAAACGUUCCUGGGGCUGAACAGAUUUGAGAGAUUUCUUGCAUUUAGGUGUCGUGCUGACGGUUACAAGCUAUCCUACGCAUGGGCAAAUGAUGAUAAUGUCCAUGAGGCUUUGCAGAUUCACAAGGAAAGCAUUGGGUAUUGGCGACGAUGCAACAAUGGUUUGCCUUACACCACAACUGUUCGGGACUGUGUACCGUAUCAUGCAAACCUCAGCAGUAAAGGUUAUAGAUCACUGAUGUACAGUGGUGACCAUGACUUCAUUGUUCCAUUCUUUGCAACUCAAGCUUGGAUUAGGUCUCUAAACUACCCUAUCAUUGAUGACUGGCGACAAUGGGUGGUUGAAGGGCAGGUUGCAGGUUAUACGAGGAGUUAUGCCAACCGGAUGACAUUUGCCACAGUGAAGGGAGGAGGCCACACGGCUCCAGAGUACAGACCAGCAGAAUGCAAGGCCAUGUUCAAAAGGUGGAUAUCUCAUGAACCUCUGUAGGGUGUAAUCAAUUGGUGAAUUUUCACACAUCUAAUCCAUCCCUCAAAUGUCCUGUGCUUUUAAUCGUGUAUAGGCGACCAAUAUGUACUUUUUUUUGUGUAAGAUUGCUUACAGAUACUUGUCCAACAACAAAUACUUAAUUUACCUAAUAUUGGUGAAAAUGUCUUAGCCAUGCUGUGGAAUACAUCAAAAUA